CGACAUUCACGCCCAUUUUAUCUCGAUAACGAUGAACGCUACCGAGCUCCUCGCCAAUACCCUAUCAGCAGAUACAAAUACGCGUCAAACUGCCACCCAGCAGCUCGAAAAUGCGUCGAGGGAGAACUAUCCCGCGUACUUGGUGAUGCUCUCCUCCGAGCUCGCCAACGAAAGCUCUCCCAUUCACGUCCGUAACGCAGCCGGUCUGGCUCUCAAAAACGCUCUGUCUGCUCGCGAAGCGGAACGGCAGGACGAGUACGCGACGAGGUGGAUCGCGUUGGAUAACGAGACAAAGUACAAGAUCAAGGGAGAGUCUCUCUCUACACUCGGAUCUACCCAGACAAGGGCCGGCUCCGUCGCUGCUCAAGUCGUUUCAGCUAUUGCUACGGUCGAGCUGCCUCACGACCAUUGGCCUGAGCUCAUCGAGAUGCUCCUCGGUUUUGUCAACAACUCCAACGACGCCAACCUCAAGAUCGCGACUCUUCAGGCCAUCGGUUUCAUCUGCGAAGGCAUAAAACCUGAAGUCCUCAGUGCACGGUCAAACGAAAUCCUCACUGCCGUCAUCCAUGGCGCACGCAGGGAGGAGCCGUCGGCAGAUGUGCAGCUUGCAGCAGUUCACUCGCUCUUCAACUCUUUGGAGUUUGUGCGCGAAAACUUUGAACGCGAGGGCGAAAGGAAUUAUAUUAUGCAGGUAAUUUGCGAGGCGACACAAAAUCCCAACGUCGCUGUACAAGUCGGCGCGUUCGAGUGCUUGGUCAAGAUUAUGGCCCUUUAUUACGACAAGAUGGGCUUCUACAUGGAGCAAGCUUUGUUCGGGCUUACUGUCGUCGGAAUGAAGCACACUGAUGAGCGCGUCGCUCUCCAAGCUGUUGAGUUUUGGACAACUGUCUGUGAGGAAGAAAUUGAGCUGGCCCACGAGGCUACAGAGGCUGCUGAGUACGGCGAGCCACCAGAAAUCGAGUCCAAGCAUUUUGCCAAAAUUGCGCUCCCUGAGAUCACGCCUGUACUCUUGUCUCUACUCACCCGCCAGGAAGAGGAUGCCGACGAAGACGAGUGGAACAUCUCGAUGUCUGCCGGAACAUGCCUUACGUUCCUCGCCCAGGCAGUCGCCGAUUCCAUCGUCCCCGCCGUCAUCCCCUUCAUCGAGGCUAACAUCAAGGCCCAGGACUGGCAUCACCGUGAGGCUGCCGUCAUGACCUUCGGCUCUAUCCUCGACGGUCCGGAUCCCUCUGUUCUCACGCCCUUGGUCAACCAAGCCCUGCCGCUUCUGAUUGACAUGAUGAACGAUUCGAAUAGGCACGUCAAGGACACGACAGCAUGGACUCUUGGCAGAAUAUGCGACCUGCUCAUCGUCACUAUCAAGCCUGACGUUCACCUCCACCCGCUCAUUUCGGCGCUCGUCACUGGUCUCCAGGAUGAUCCGCGCAUUAUCACGAACUGCUGCUGGGCCUUGAUGAACCUUGCUGACCAGCUGGGAGGUUAUUACGAUGACGACGCGGAUGCUGCUCAGACCGGCCCGCUCUCGCCUUAUUUCGAGGGCAUUAUCAAUGCUCUUCUCCGUGUCACUGAGACCGCGAACAACGAGUCUAACUUCAGGACGUCUGCAUAUGAAGCUAUCACCUCUUAUGUUACUCACGCUACGAACGAUGUCAUUCCUGUCGUCCAAAACACCGUAUUGACGAUGCUUGCACGAAUGGAACAACUUUUGAGCAUGCAGAACCAAAUUGUUGGCGUCGAUGACCGCAACAACUGGAACGAGUUGCAAAGCAACUUGUGCAGCGUUCUUAUUAGUGUGAUCCGGAGACUAGGCGACGGCAUCCAGCCGCUGGCAGACCGCAUCAUGACAUCUCUCUUGCAGCUCAUCCAGGCCGCCGGCAAGACCUCGACCAUUUUGGAAGACGCUUUCCUUGUCGUUGGUGCUAUGGCCGCAGCGCUUGAGCAACGGUUUGGACCAUAUAUCACGGCAUUCCUGCCUUUCCUCCAUCCGGCCCUCAAGUCGCAUGAGGAUACCCAGCUGUGUAUGGUUGCCGUCGGCAUCAUCGGUGAUAUUUCGCGUGCACUAGGCGAACAGAGCGUCCAAUACGCGGGCGCCUUUAUGAACGUGCUACUCGAGAACCUCCAAAGCGAGGUUCUUAACCGCAACGUCAAAAUUUCCAUCCUUGCGUGCUUUGGUGAUAUCGCUCUUGCCAUUGGUCCUUCCUUUGAGCCUUACCUUGAGACGUCAAUGACUGUGCUUAGACAAGCUGGCGCCGUUGAGCCUAACCCCAUUGACUUUGACCUUGUUGACUAUGUCGCUCAGUUGCGCGAGGGUAUCCUCGAAGCGUACACUGGCAUUGUUACAGGCUUGAAGAACUCCGAAAAGGCUUCGCUCCUACUGGCAUAUUGCCCAAGCAUGCUGGAGCUCGUCCAGCGCUGCUUGGCUGAUGAGGAGCGCACUGAUGCUAUUGUCAAGCUGUCCUUCGGUCUCAUGGGUGAUCUGGCGUCCGCGUUCCCGAACGGUGAGCUGAAGCAAGUUUUCUUGGCCGAGUGGAUCGUCUCGGAACUCCGCACGAAGCGCGGUAUGCCUCCCGAAACGAGGAAGGUGAUGCGUUGGGCUCGCGAGAUGAUCAAGCGUGCAACUGUAUAGUUUCCUUUUGGUCUGGGUUCUUGUCUUAUCUCAUUCUACCGCACCUCAAUCUACUCCGUUCUCCUUACAUACUUUGUUUCCUUUCUUCCAUAUUCCUCGUUAUCGCCCUCUGAAGGAGGCACUGCAUUUCAUUAUUACACAUUCGCACAAUGUAUAGAAUGUUUCCCAUCAUCCUUCUGCUGCCGUUUACUUAGGCAGAGUCCCAAUUGCUGAACUUGCGAUCCAUCCCUGUAUCCCUUAACCACCUUUCUACUCCAUCCUGGCUGCAUCUUAGUGUCUACGUUUCAAUUCAAGUAAUUGUAUUGGAGUUUGUCCCAUUCGACCUAUCUUUGAUACCACCUUUUCUAUCUUUGGGGUACCUUUGCUUCUGGUCUUUGCUGCCCCUCUUCAAACUCUU
This is a messenger RNA of Coniophora puteana RWD-64-598 SS2, 3023 nucleotides long. RefSeq names its product karyopherin Kap95. The transcript has 15 exons. Bases 32 to 2626 code for a protein of 864 amino acids. Gene Ontology annotation, molecular function: small GTPase binding; nuclear import signal receptor activity. Gene Ontology annotation, biological process: protein import into nucleus. Gene Ontology annotation, cellular component: cytoplasm; nucleus. The record is from RefSeq and is a predicted model, not a curated record. Lineage: Eukaryota; Fungi; Basidiomycota; Agaricomycetes; Boletales; Coniophoraceae.